CUCGGGUUGGUCUACCGAGACACUGCGAGUUGAGUGGCUCGUAGAGAACGGAUUUACUAGGUCCGAUAAAGGUGAUUGACAGGUGUGUCUAGCCGUGUGGAACAGGGAGACUUGGAUCAGGUUUGUGACUAUGAAAAUAGCAUAUCCAGACAUCACUUGACAUCUGCUGAGCGCACCAACUGACCAACCACCAUGAGGGCAAAUCUUCUCCACUUCGGACUAACACUCAUAGUGUUCUAUACGCUAGCGGAAGCCAACAACCGCUUUCACGAAAAACACAAAGCAUAUUACAAGACACCAAGACAUCGGCGAAAUAAAAGUGAAAAGCCUAAUAUAGUUAUUGUGCUUACAGACGAUCAGGACCUGUUAUUAGGAUCGCUAGAUGUCAUGCCGAAAUUAAAUCGGCUGAUACGAAAUCAAGGUGCAUUUUUUAAUUAUUCAUUUUCAUCGACACCCAUGUGUUGCCCGUCACGGAGUUCUAUAUUGACAGGCAUGUACACACACAAUCACAAUGUGUACACAAACAAUGACAACUGUUCCUCUAUACAGUGGCAACAGACCCAUGAAACAAGGACCUUUGCUACCUACCUUAAUGACAGAGGCUAUCGAACAGGGUAUUUUGGAAAGUAUUUAAAUGAGUACAAUGGAACAUACAUCCCGCCAGGCUGGAGAGAAUGGGUUGGACUCAUUCGGAAUUCCCGCUACUACAAUUAUUCAAUCAACUUCAAUGGGAGGAAAAUCAAACAUCAAGAUAAUUAUUACAGUGACUAUCUAACAGAUCUCAUAGCUAAUGACAGUGUAACAUUCCUUAAACAAAGCAAGCAGUAUUACCCAACCAGGCCAGUGCUGAUGGUGUUGAGUGUGCCAGCCCCUCAUGGACCUGAAGAUGCUGCCCCACAGUACCAACACAUGUUCAAAAACAACACUGACCACAGGACACCAAGCUGGAACUUCGCUCCAAACCCAGACAAACAAUGGCUGCUGCAGUACACAGCGUCCAUGACGCCGCUGUAUCGCCACUUCACCGACAUGCUGCAGAGGAAGCGGCUACAGACGUUGCAGUCAGUGGACGACCUUGUGGAGAAGGUUUACAAUGAGCUGAAGAUGCUCGGAGAGCUUGACAACACCUACAUCAUCUACACCUCCGACCACGGCUACCAUCUGGGACAGUACGGCCUUGUCAAGGGCAAGGCCAUGCCAUACGACUUCGACAUCCGGAUCCCCAUGCUGAUGAGGGGACCUGGUAUCAUGCCGAGGACAGUGAUCAACAAUCCUGUAGCUACCGUGGACCUGGCCCCGACAAUCCUGGACAUGGCAGGGGUGGAACAACCGGAGCAGAUGGAUGGUCGGUCCAUGCUUCGUCUUCUCAAGCUGGCCAAAGAUCAGGACGUGAAUGGAGGCUUUGUCCCCAUGAAGAGGCCAUGGAGGGACACCAUCCUCAUAGAAAGGGGGAAGGUGACGAAGAAGCAGAUGACGAUGUUGAUCCGUGAGGAAAAGAAGGACUUCUGGUCCGGCUACACGAAGGACAAGGAGCAGUACCAUUACUAUCUGAAUGGCCGUCUACGUAAACUGCGAGACUGUUCCAAGCCAGACUUCCAGCAGCCAUGUAAAGCCAAUCAGGUCAGAAAUGGUACUGUGAGCAGACCCCGAGUGGGAUCCCCCGGAAACACAAGUGUCGUGGUGAGAACCAGGUACAGAGCGACCAGGCGUUCGGGGUGUAAUUGUGCUGGCCGCAAGAAGAAGAUGAAGCAGGAGAGAAAGAAUCAGCGCCGAUUCCUCAAAGCACAUCUUAAUAAACCGUACCGUCCAAAGUUCCUGCGGUCCAAAAGAUCUGUGACUGACCUCUAUACAAUGAACAAUUCACCAGCACUUGAUCUUCAGAGUACAAUAGGUUUUGAGCUGUUUGACCGCCGAUGUCGCAUGUUGGACAAUGGCACAAUAUCUUGUGACCAGGAGCUGUACCAGGAUCCAGGGGCAUUGCAAGACCACAAGGAGAAGAUUGAAGAGAUGAUCAAAGAGUACCGCAAGGCAUUAGAAGAUCUCAGGGUGAUCCGUCGCCACCUCAAGCAGCAGCGCCCUGAUGACCUGAGUAUGUUUGACCUGAACAUGAGUGGCCCUCUGCUGUCGGAGACAAUCAAUAUGGAGGAAGACUGUGACUGUGAGGAUGACGUCAUAUCAAGUUCCAAGACUUCAGGACGCUUUAAUCAGAAAGAUGAUCGUUCCUGGAAGAAGCUGAAGAAGCGGAAGCGCCAGAGGAAGAGGAAGAAGAAUGUGAACUGUAACUCCCCCAACAUGAAGUGCUUCACCCAUGACAAUAAUCACUGGCAGACACCCCCAAAGUGGAAUUCUCAGCGCAAAUGGAAACGAUUUAAUCACGAAACCUGUAGGAAAGAAGGAAUGGAGUGUACGUUGAUGGACACUCAUCACUGGAAAACAGCACCGUUCUGGAAAUUGGGUCCGUUCUGCUUCUGCCCCAACGCCAACAACAACACCUACUGGUGUCUCCGCACUGUCAACAUGACUCACAACUUCCUCUACUGCGAGUUCAUCACACGCUUCUUCAGUUUCUAUGAUUUCAACAAGGAUCCACAUCAGCUUGAAAACUCUGUGGCAAAACUGAACUUUGGGGUGCUACAACAACUCCAUGAAGACCUGGCACAGCUGAAAUCAUGUUCUGGUAGAAAUUGUGACAACCGCAGUCGCAAAGGCGGUAGUGAUGGCAAGGCUCAUGAGUUGUGGGGCUCUGGCGAUGGAGACACAACCAGUCAGAAGCCCGGACCAGUCGACCAGACAGAGGCUGCGGAGCAGUAUCAGGAGUGACGUGACACAGGUGUCAUCUAGACGCAGAGACGAGUACUUUGACGCCUAGCUGCUAUGGUUGUCGUAUGCACAAGAUCAAAUGAACUCCUGUCUGUAUUUCAGUCGACAAAUGCAGUGGUGCUUGUAUCAAAUAAACAAUAAUGGUGGAGUGUAAUAAUGAUUUGAUGUAUCACAAGACCCGUCAUCCUUGUAGCUGAAGUUGUCGGACAGCGUGAACUUGAUACAUUGUGAAUGAACGCCAGACAAACCUUUCAAUGCAUCAUCAUGCCUGUGAUCGACAUUGUCCCACCCAGGAACCUGGAGCUUAGCCAUUUCUACAAGGUCAACGUUCUUGCAGUUUCAAAUAUUCUUUUACUGUAAUUUAAAUUUAAUCAAACAAACAUAUGAAUUUA
This is a messenger RNA of Haliotis rubra (blacklip abalone), 3212 nucleotides long. Its product is annotated as putative extracellular sulfatase Sulf-1 homolog. The transcript has 19 exons. Gene Ontology annotation, molecular function: N-acetylglucosamine-6-sulfatase activity; glycosaminoglycan binding. The record is from RefSeq and is a predicted model, not a curated record. Bases 193 to 2820 code for a protein of 875 amino acids. NCBI's taxonomy places the organism in Eukaryota, Metazoa, Mollusca, Gastropoda, Lepetellida, Haliotidae.